Messenger RNA from Salvelinus sp. IW2-2015, 2741 nucleotides. It is a transcript of the gene adpgk2, whose product is annotated as ADP-dependent glucokinase 2. NCBI's taxonomy places the organism in Eukaryota, Metazoa, Chordata, Actinopteri, Salmoniformes, Salmonidae. Gene Ontology annotation, cellular component: endoplasmic reticulum. Gene Ontology annotation, molecular function: ADP-specific glucokinase activity. The record is from RefSeq and is a predicted model, not a curated record. Gene Ontology annotation, biological process: glucose metabolic process.
UGGCCUUAGCCAGCUACUUCCGCUUUCUUGUCACUCCCCCUCCGCAGUUUCGUGGGGCUGACCCUGUAUUCACGCUUGAAACCAACAACACAACCGCCUCCCCAGGGACACUUGUUUUGUCAAUCCAGUUUGUUUGCUAGACAAGUUAGCGCGCUAGACUCAUCGUAGCUGUUGCCUGGAGGACCGCUGGCCAGUCCACAGCCACUGGCCAUGGAGCAAGGAAGCGGGUUUUCAUUGAUGAAGUAUGGGACGGCAGCGUCCCUCGCAAUGGUUCUGCUGGCGUACUGGUUCCGAUCUCCAGGGGAGUCAGGACUAGAUAACAGGCUUGACACGGUGCUGUCCUCCCUACUACGGGCUGAAAGCAAAGUGGGGAUGAACAACGCCAGACCCAGGGUGGCGAUAGGUUUAGGGGGUUGUGUUGACGUCAUCGUGGAUGGGGUGACGUUGCUGAAUAAGAUUGGCCUGCCGCCCACAGGCCAGCCGCUCCACCAUGACUACAUAGAGAACGCUGAUCAGCUGGCACAGAGCUUCGCUUACUUCUUUGCCCCGGGAGCCGCCUCAGAGCGGUUUGUGAUAAAUGACACCUUGUUCAGUCAGCUGGUCGAGGCAUCCCGUGAGUUGCCCGACAACCGCUGGGCCAUAGGUGGCAACGCCCCGGUGAUGGCUGGUCGCAUGGCAACCGAGGGCUGCGACGUGUUGCUAGGGGGGAGCUUCAGCCCCGACUUCGCUGACAUACUGUCCCAGCACAUCACAGUUGCAGGUAAUGUGGUGGAGGAGCCUGAUAUCCAUCUGAUCCUGGAGUACCCAUCAGGAGCCACCUGGGGCCAGUACACCGCCCGCAGAGCCAACAGAUACAUAGUUCACAGUGAUGACCAUAACCCGUAUCUGGCGUCGCUUCAGGACUUUGAGGUGAAGCUACAGGACUUCCACCCUGACCUGCUGGUGGUGGGUGGGCUCCAGAUGAUGGACAGCUUCCCCUUCCAACAGGGUGAGCGGGAAGCACUGCUCUCUCGGCUGGGCAGUCUCCUCUCCUCCUCUUCCCCUCGUACGGGUGUCCAUUUUGAGAUGGCCAGCUUCGUGGAUGAGGGUCUAAUGGGGGACCUGCUGCGUCUGGUCCUGCCCCACGCCGACUCUCUGGGGAUGAACGAGCAGGAGCUGCCCAACUUGCUCAGCCUUCUGAGGGGCUCCAACAUCACCGUGCUCUCUGACCCUAACCCUCGCGUUGCUACCGUCCUCGACCAGAUGAGGGCGCUAUACCGCCUGGUCAACCAGCGCUACCGCGACGCUAAUGAGGAUAGCGACAUGGGCGCUUACGCCACUAGUGCCAAAGGCCGGCCGCUGACCCGGCUCCACGUACACACCCUGGCGUUCCAGGCCAUGAUCGUGACGCGCGGUUCCCAGUGGAAGAACACCAUGUCUGCCGUGGCCAAGGCCUCCCUCACCGCCAACCGCCACGUGUGUGGCUCGCCAGACAUCGACCCCAGCAAGGCGCGCCUCAUCAUGGACGAGUCGUUCUCGGUGAGUAGUAAGGAGGGCAGCCAGCGGAUCCCUCUAGAGGAGACCAGGCCCGUCAGCUGCUGGAACGAGGAGGACUACGAGAUCUGUGUGGCGCCCGUCCUGGUGUGCACCGAGGUUUACCAGACAGCCGGGGGAGGGGACAACAUCUCCGCCGCAGGACUGGUGCUGCAGAUCUGAGCCAUUGAUAGCGGCGAACGGCUAACUCUGACGAAGCGUUAGCUUAACAGGGGCGGCCAACUCUGCACCUGGGGGGGAGGUGGUGGGUGUGCACUCUUUUGCUCCAGCCCUAUUCUAACACACUGAAUUCAACUAGACAAGAUCCUCAUGAGUAUCUGAUAGGUAGGUCCAGUGCAAAAGCCAGCACACCUAGUAGCUCUCUGCUAGGAUUCAACGCUAGGCUAACGCGCCAAAGGGUAACACAGAGCUGUGAUAGCUGGCUAGCUCUCUGGAGCUCCACAGACUCCUUGAAUAAAUUCCACGUCUGUUUUCAGUCAGUCAACCAAACGGACAGAAAGACAGACAACCCUUCCCAUAACAUGUGAAGACUUUUAGCAUUCUGGUUUUAGGUGUGUUGAUUUUUGGUUUUGAUUGUUUCAUGUUUAUGUUGUGUUGCCGGUGCAAUGCUAACGCAGGGUCCAGUGUGUCUGUGGCAGGGCCGAGCCUGCUCCCCUUCUCUCUCUCCUUUUAUCUCCUCUCCCCGCUCUCCUCCUGAGCUCAUUUCUCUCCUGUCCUCUCUGAGCAGUAUGACCCGGCUGAGACUCACACUCCAGACUUCUAUACUUCCUGUCAGACAGACCGUGUCAAGACAGGCAUCUCGUUCUCUCAUUCUGUCAGAAGAUGGAACACAUCUAAUAAUACUACUCAUAAACCCCCCUGGGAUAUAUAGUAUUUCCUCAACCAGAAACAAAAAUGAAAAAAAGUUUAUUGAACACAUUCAAAUAGGUCCCUCCCUGUUCUGUUUAGUUCCUCGUUAAUACACCCCUGCUGUAGGGUUUUCCUCAACCAUGUGUGUGUCGGUCGGUCGUGCAACGGUCCAGACACACAUCACAUAUCCACUAUUUUCCCUGUAGUCUCUUACAUAGAUCCAUAUCUGCCUUGGAGCUGUUGUCAUAGUUAUUCAUUCCAUUCUCUCCCAGGAUAUCAACACAAAACCCCAACAUUCCAUCAGUUCCACUAUUUCAGACGUUCUAUCCCUGUGUUCUAAUGUUUUGAUUCUUUUUUUU